Molecule: messenger RNA, 1964 nt
Organism: Polyodon spathula (Mississippi paddlefish)
Lineage: Eukaryota; Metazoa; Chordata; Actinopteri; Acipenseriformes; Polyodontidae
Gene: polr3k
Product: polymerase (RNA) III (DNA directed) polypeptide K
Exons: 3
Coding region: 106-432 (108 amino acids)
Biological process (GO): termination of RNA polymerase III transcription; DNA-templated transcription
Cellular component (GO): RNA polymerase III complex
Molecular function (GO): zinc ion binding; DNA-directed RNA polymerase activity; nucleic acid binding
Source: RefSeq, a predicted model, not a curated record
CAGACCGGGUUUUCGUGGAAAUACGUGAGAACCUGUUUUCUAUUAAGACAUCACUAUAUAAUUUAUUGUGUUUCAUUUUUUGUUGCUCUCUGUCCAGAGUGAAUCAUGUUGCUGUUCUGUCCGACCUGUGGUAAUGUGUUGAUCGUGGAGGAAGGGCAGAAAUGUUUGCGUUUUGCGUGCAACACCUGCCCGUAUGUUCACAACGUAACGAGAAAGGUCACCAAUAGGAAAUAUCCCAAGCUGAAGGAGGUUGAUGACGUGCUCGGUGGAGCCGCCGCCUGGGAAAACGUUGAUUCCACCCUAGAAAAAUGCCCCAAGUGCGAACAUCCACGUGCUUUUUUCAUGCAGAUCCAGACGAGAUCAGCUGAUGAGCCAAUGACAACCUUUUACAAGUGCUGCAACCUCCAAUGCGGGCACCGCUGGAGGGACUAGACCUCCUGCUUUCUCGUCUUAAGAGUAAUGAAAGGACAGCUUGCAUUGCAUGGUUACCGCUUUCUGAAAGCACUGUCUGGUCUGUGUUCUGUGUGCAACCAAGUUACCAAGGCAAGGAAGCAUUCAAGAGAACUACAACUUGAAAAUGAUUACAGUGUUGUGCCACCAGCUGCUUUUUCCUAAAGUUAUGGGCGUAUUCUAAAUACACCUGAUUGAAUUGUGAGCUCACAAAAGUAGGGAGAAGCAAACCUGGGAUAUUCUGCUUUAAGUUGAGUUAAAAUGGAUUACUUUUGAAGAAACAUUUUAAUAUCAGUUUAAAGCAGGGUAGAUAAUCUGACACUAGAAUUUUAGGCAGGUCUAACCAAAGGGAGUAAAGAUAGAAAUCAAUAUGUUUCUGAGCUACGUGUGAGUAGAGUUGUGGGAAAGAAAAUGCAGACCAUUGCCAGUUUAAAAGUCAGUCACUUUAGCCACUGGCUAUGGAGAUUUAUUUUUUUUAAACAAUAGGCCUUGCUAUAAUGUUGCCAAUUCAUCUGUUUGGACAGUGAGAUUUUAGUGCACCCUGUAAUGCAAACCAUGCAGGUAGCUUUCUCAUUUGUUAUUAAACAAUAUAUAUUUUAGUGAAUGCUGCUGGUAACCUCAGAGGUUAUAGGUCAGUUUGUUACUGAUAUUUUCUUCAGUAAUCACUUGAAAGUGAGAAUAUAUUUAAAUUGUCUCAAUCUGAAUACAGUGUUACAAAUCUAAAACGUGUGUAUUUAAAAUAUGAAAUAAUAAAAAAAACAAGGAAUUGUUAAUUAGUUGUUAUUGUAUUGUUAAAAUAAUAGUUUUGUGUUCUAUGCAACAGCAGUAGUCCUAUUCACAUCGUUCAGUUUCCACAAGAGUAUAAUUUUACAUAGCAACAUUAAAAACAUACAUCAAAUACCAUGGAUUAAAGGCGAACAUUUUUAUUUGUAAUUGUUUGCCUCAUCAACCCAGUAUAAAUAUGACUGCCCUUCCACAUCACUGCAAGCCACUUAGCAUUGCAAAUAGAGCCAAGAAAGGUAAAGGAGGCCAGGCUGGAUUUUCAAAUAUUCAUAAAAAGCUUGAACAUGCACUGGCAAAUUACAAGCCACUAUCAUUGGAGAGCAGAUCUGGAUUUUCAUCUGCUGCAUGGUUUUAAAAACUCAAGGUCAUGCUGGUUAUCCAACAGCAUGGGCUUCUCAACAAAAACUAUAACAUGCAAACAAAACCUUAGCAUUUGUGCUGGAUGGAAUUUGUCUUGCUUUCUGUUUUGGAUGUGAGAAUAACUGGAUUACUCUCUUUAAAGACCAUUCCUAAUUCCCACAACAGAAAAAGGACUAUGAAACUAUUCAAAUUUGCAAAAUGAAAGGUGAAUUGAGCAGCCAUGGACGUUAACUCGUUUUCAAGUAUCCCUUUUUAAAAGUACAGAGAUACUGUAAUAACAAAAGCAAAAGUUUAUAUUACUCAAUAUUUCCAUGCUACAAAUACAAAUCACUAAAUUCACAGGACAGUCUGAACACAUGGUGCCGAAGAAU